Chlorella variabilis is the source of this 1088-nucleotide messenger RNA. RefSeq lists its product as hypothetical. The coding region runs from base 36 to 821 and encodes 261 amino acids. Gene Ontology annotation, molecular function: nitrite reductase [NAD(P)H] activity; 2 iron, 2 sulfur cluster binding. The record is from RefSeq and is a predicted model, not a curated record. Lineage: Eukaryota; Viridiplantae; Chlorophyta; Trebouxiophyceae; Chlorellales; Chlorellaceae. The transcript has 7 exons.
CUCAAUUCCAGCUCCACCACCACUCACAGGCAGCAAUGCAGGCAGUCCAGGCCGUUGCCGUGCCCACCCCUGUGGUGGCGCUGCCAGCCAGCCAGCGCACCAGUGCUAGCGCUCGGGCGGCCUUCCGCCCCGCCUGCAGGCGGCCCCAGAGGCAGAGGGUGCUCAGGGCUGUGGCCAAUGAGGCGGAGAGUGUGAGCGCGGCCUCCACCACGCCCAGCGCCCCCCCACCUGGCUUUGUGCCCGCGGUGCGGCCAGAGGACCUCCCCAAGGGCGUGCGCAAGGAGGUUCGCGUGGCCGGCAAGACGGUGCUGCUGUUCUGGUAUCGCAACCAGAUCUACGCCAUCGAGGCCAGGUCUCCCGCCGAGGGCGCCUACAGCGAGGGCUUCAUCAAGGCCAAGUUCACUCAGGACUUCUGCAUAGAGUGCCCCGGCACCGGCAGCCUGUUCAGCCUCAAGGACGGCAGCAUUGUGAGCUGGUACCCCAACAACCCGGUGCUGCGCAUGCUCACCCCGCCCUCCACCUGCCGCCCGCUGGAGAUCUACCCGGUGCACCUCGGGCAGGACGCCAUCUCGGUGGACGUGUCGGGCAGCGCCCUGGGCGGCUCCCCCACCACGCGCGGCGGCUCCGACACCUCUCUGGAGAACAACAACGUGUAUGGGCUGGAGCCAAAGGUGUAUGUGGAGGGCAGCCCCGUGGCGGAAGCGGCGAGCGCGGGCGACAGCACCAGCGUAGCCACGGCGGCCACCCUCACCGUGACCAUCCUUGCGGUGCUGGGCGUGCUGGUUGGCGGCUCGGCCACCUUCUACUACUUCUUCACUUGACUUGAAACACUGUGAGGCAGCAUGGCGCUGCUCCUGCCUGCUUGGGCAGGCUUUUCAGUCCGGACGCAUGGCACACCCCAACCAGCCACACUGUUUGUUCGUUUUUUGAUUGAUAACCACUCUCCGUUUGAACCGCGCUCCAUUGUUUCCACUUUCAUUGCCACCCCCCCAUUUCCCAAACAAAAGGGUUUUGCUGCUCUGUUUUGUUUCGAAUUUGCAAUUUGUGAAAAGAACACUGGGGAGCUUGUAAUCGACAGCAUAAGAUUA